GGAAUUUGAAAGCUCUGAUUAGGAGUGACCCAAAAGGGGCCAAAAAAUCAAAAUUUAAAGGUUUGAUUUGUGUUCUUUUUUAUCUGAAUCGGAGUUGUGAUUAAUCACCGGCCGGCACAGAGAGAGAGAGAGAGAGAGAGAGAGAGAGAGAGAAGAGAGAAAUGGUGAAAGAAAGAGGCGAAGAGUUAAGCGAAGAAGAAAAGAGAGCUUUAAGAGGCAGCAAAUUCGCACCUCUCCCAUCGUUGCCUCCUCGUUCCCAACCCCAACCCAGGUUGGCUCAUCCUGGUGGUCCAUUGACGACGAAUAAAGCAGCGGCCUUGGCGAAAUUUCUAGAAAGAAAACUGCAGGAUCCCAAUGGAUUGGACAACAUCAACCCGCAUCUUGUGGAACGAGCUGUCCAGAACGCCAAACGCACCGUUUUCGCCAGUGGGGUAUCUAAUUCUGGGAUAACCAUACGACAUGUUGACUCCUUUGGUGAUUCUGAUUUUGAGGACUCUCUGCAACAAGAAGAAAAUGUGGAAAAUUCUAAGCCCAAGAAGCUGAAGAAAAAAAUUAAGAAGAAAAAGAGACGAAAGAUAAUGGAGGACUCUGGUUGUGCUGUGGUAAAAAAGCCCAAGAAGAAGAAGUUAGGAUUGUGAUUACAUGAGAUUAUGGGUUUAUUUAGGUUCCUGGAAUUAGACACAGGCUUCAAAUUCAAGGCUAGUUGGAAGAUUUGAGUUGUACAAUUUUGUACCAAAUGUUGAGGGUCAGUGCAAAGCCAUACAAAGAACGUUUGGAUUUGUUGUUCUUCAUUGCAUUGAUUGUUUGUUAUUGUCAGAUUGAACAAUUUCAGCUUUGUACACUUUGAAUUCGGGAAUAUGAGGGGGAUCCAUUUUUCUGAUUCAUGCAUGGAUUUUCCUUUCUUUUUUCUUCUCCUUUUAAAUGAUAAUGUUCUUGUGAUGUGUGUGCUUGUAGAA
Prunus mume (Japanese apricot) is the source of this 956-nucleotide messenger RNA. Its product is annotated as E3 ubiquitin-protein ligase. The record is from RefSeq and is a predicted model, not a curated record. Lineage: Eukaryota; Viridiplantae; Streptophyta; Magnoliopsida; Rosales; Rosaceae.